Fraxinus pennsylvanica is the source of this 1932-nucleotide messenger RNA. NCBI's taxonomy places the organism in Eukaryota, Viridiplantae, Streptophyta, Magnoliopsida, Lamiales, Oleaceae. The record is from the annotation of a GenBank genome assembly.
AUGGGUUUCUGCUCGUUCUUAUCCAUGUUAUCAGCCAUUCUUUUCUUUUUCCUCAUGCCCUUCGUCUGGUAUCCAAAUCUUGUUGAUUCAUCACAGGAUAAUCUUGACAAUAAACCUGUAAUUAACGUGACAAAACAUCUCUCCUUUCGUGAUUUCAGCUCAAACUACCCAAGAACCAGCCAAGAUGUUUCACUUUUAGGAAGUGCAGCAAUUUCAAGCGAAAAGGGCUUUAUCCAAAUACCUGAUCCAAAAGUUCAAAAUGAUCUUAAGCAUCUAGCGGGAAGGGCAAUCUACUCUUCACCUGUUCGCCUUUUCGAUCCAGAUGGUGGCAGUGGCCUAACCUUUAUCAUAGCUCCCGACGAGUUCACAGUGGGACGGCCUGGUGCAUGGCUUGGUAUGCUCAACGAUGUAUGUGAUAAGGAGUACAAAGUCGUGGGUGUUGAAUUCGACACUCGUCAGAACCCCGAGUUCGGGGACCUGAAUGACAACCAUCUUGGAAUCAAUUUGGGUAGCAUAGUUUCGACCACAGCCAUCAACGCAUCGAACUUGGGAAUUUAUCUCAAAGAUGGCUUAAUACACAGAGCGUGGAUAUCUUAUGAUGGACAAAACAAAUAUAUAGACAUCUACCUCGGACAAGAUAGCAAUGAACAUCCUUCUAAACCUGUUUAUUCUGGUAAUCUUGAUCUCUCACCUUAUUUGAAUGAAUAUAUGUUCAUUGGAUUCUCAGCUUCGACUGGAAAUCACACACAAAUUCACAACAUUUUGUCCUGGAAUUUCACUUCUACAAGUCAAGCCAAUCUACGAGUUCCUUCACCAGAAACAUGUGAAAGUAAAAUCACAGUUCAAAACAGUGAAAAUCAUGAAGUUUCCCACAAGAAAACCCCUACUAGUUUCUUGAUUUUCUUAGCUGUAGUUAUACUUUCUUUGGCUAUUUUGGUUAAUCUGUAUUUCAGUGGGAAACGAAAAGAGAGGAAUAAAGAUGAAAUUAUGGUGCUUACUGAAAAAAAGCAGCGUCCAACGCCGCCAAACAAGCCCCGAAAAUUCACAAUAUCAGAAAUUUCUUCUGCUACAAGAUGUUUUGGCGAGUUACAGAUUUUGGGUAGUGAUAAUAGGAGUGUUACAUAUAAAGCCACUAUGUUGGCCGGCUGCAACACAGCUGCGAAGAGAUUUUCCGGCCAGUUUUUCACUUCACGUGGAUUGGAUAAACGACGAAUGCAUAAAGAAAUCAAAGCCAUUAGUAAAAUUCGCCACCCGAAUCUGGUUCCAAUCAGAGGAUGGUGCUUUGAUCAUCGAGAAACUAUAGUUGUGUAUGAUUAUAUUCAGAAUGGCAGUCUUAAUAAGUGGUUAUACGGCGUAGGAGUUUUGUCAUGGACUCGUCGGUUCCGGGUGGUUAAAGAUGUGGCUGAGUCAUUGAGUUAUCUUCAUUCCAAGGAAUUGGCUCAUAAGAAUGUGAAGACAAGCAGCGUCUUUCUUGAUGUAAGUUUCAGAGCUAUGCUUGGUGAUUUCGGGUUUCUUUUACCGUCAAUUGAGUCAACUCGGUUUGAGGCAUUAGUGAGUCAGAAAGUGGAUAUUUUCGAGUUUGGCGUGUUUGUACUCGAAGUUAUAUCGGGUCGGAGCAGGAGUUCAAAACCCGGUGAGAUAGACUUGUUAGACUUGGCAUGGGCCUUGCACGAGAGAGAUGAGAAGGUGAAGUUGUUGGAUAGGAAUAUGCGUUUGGUCGUGAACCCAGAUCAGGCUAUUCGGGUCUUCGAAGUCGGGUUAUUGUGUACCUUGAAUGACAACAAAGGGAGGCCUAGUAUGGAACAAGUGGUUGAAUAUUUGAAUGUUGAGAAACCAAUUCCCGAGUUACCACUGAGUCGACCCGUUUCUUUGUUUCCCUACAGCAGCACCACAGGAUUAUGCAGUGGGUACUCUUGUGCUCCAUUCAAAUAG